AUGACUUCGAAGAACAUGAGACCUGCAUCGUUCGCCGCAGCAUUGCUGGGUAUCGCUGGCGUUGGUGCCGUCGAAAAUGGGCUUGCCAGGACACCUCAGAUGGGCUGGAACAAUUGGAACACAUUUGCAUGCGAAGUGUCAGAAUCACUCUUGCUCGACACCUCGUCCCUGCUCAUUGAAUACGGUCUGCGAGACUUGGGCUAUAACUACGUUGUCUUGGACGACUGCUGGUCAAAGGGUCGCGGCGACGAUGGCUACCAAAUUGUUGAUGACAAUAAAUUCCCUCGAGGAAUGAAGUCUGUCUCAGACAAGUUGCACAAACAAGGACUGCUGUUCGGCAUGUACUCCAGUGCAGGAGAGAUGACAUGCGCACGAUAUCCUGGAUCUCUCGAUUACGAGAUUCAAGAUGCAAAGAGCUUCGCCUCGUGGGGAGUGGAUUACCUCAAGUACGACAACUGCUACCACAUGGGACGAUUCGGCACACCAAAAAUCACAUUUGACCGCUUCAACGAGAUGGCCAAAGCCUUGAAGGCUACUGGCAGAGAUAUUCUCUACAGCUUGUGCAACUGGGGAGAAGAUUAUGUCCACACAUGGGGUCCAUCGCUCGCCAACUCAUGGCGUAUUUCAGGAGACAUCUACGACAGCUUCGCGCGUCCUGAUGCACUCUGCGCUUGCGUCGAUCCAAACGAUCCUCACUGUGUCGCACCUGGUACACACUGCUCCGUGCUAUCCAUCAUCAACAAAGUCGCGCCCUACACCGAUCGUGCCCUGCCAGGCGGCUGGAACGACCUCGACAUGCUCGAAGUCGGCCUCGGCGGGCAGACCGAAGAAGAAUACAAAGCCCACUUUUCCAUGUGGGCAGCUCUAAAAUCUCCAUUACUCCUAGGCAACGACCUCCGCGAAAUGGACGCCACGACGCUCUCCAUAGUCAACAACCCAGCCAUCAUCGCCAUCAGCCAGGACCCUCGCGGCAAAGCCGUCAUCCGCAUCUCACGGAAUACAUCCGUUCCCAAAGACGAAUUUGAUAUCGGCGAGACACAAGUUUGGAGCGGACCACUCGCCAACGGCGACCAAGUCGUCAUCUUCCUCAACGUCGCAAAUGAAGAUCUCGAAAUGUCCGCUUCGCUCGAGGAAAUUUUCGUUAUGGACGGUGUACAUGGUACCGCUCUGCAGAAUAAGCAAGAUUGGGCUAUUCAUGAUUUGUGGAGCAAUGGACACAGCAGAAUGACAAAAGUCAAUGCGGAGGAGAUCUUGGCUGCUGAGGCGGGUGAAGCGAGGGCGCAGGUACUCCGAAGCCAGAGGGUGUACAAUGCUACGGAAACGCCCUAUGCUGCGGGGAUUGAGGCUGGUGAUUCGCGGUUGUUUGGCGAGAAGGUUGGGACGGUUUCUGCGGGUGGACGGAUCACGGUGCCUGUUGCGAGGCAUGCGGCUAAGGUGUUUAGGUUGCGAGCUUUGAAUGGUGAGUCUAAGACGAGGAAGACUUUGGUGAAGCAGGAGCUGUGA
Messenger RNA from Cercospora beticola, 1503 nucleotides. Its product is annotated as glycoside hydrolase family 27 protein. Gene Ontology annotation, cellular component: cytoplasm. The record is from RefSeq and is a predicted model, not a curated record. Gene Ontology annotation, molecular function: alpha-galactosidase activity. Gene Ontology annotation, biological process: oligosaccharide metabolic process; glycoside catabolic process. Lineage: Eukaryota; Fungi; Ascomycota; Dothideomycetes; Mycosphaerellales; Mycosphaerellaceae.